AUGAUUGCCGUAGGCGCUUACGUGCGCCAGUGUAUAUGGAAACCUACCGUACGAAGGGGACGAGCAAUAUGUGAAUUCGGUAGGCCGUCGUACAAGCCUUUGCCACCCAUCGUUGGUGCAAAAGUGUUUGAUUCCACGAAGAGAACAGCCCCGGCUUACUCAUUUGGUCGCAAGACAGGUUCGCGACGUACUGGUUUUGAUGACGGGCCGGCAAAAUUUGACGUGUCCGGAAUGUCUAAUCGCGGCUUCUACAAAAAAGUAGGUAUUGCUAUGAAAAGUCGUCGAGUCGAGUUGAAGCCAUUUCCUAAUCCUGGCGUUGGGAACUAUGUAGUGGACAGAGGUUUUGCUGUGACUACAAAAACCAUACCGCGAUAUUCAUUCGGCAAGAAGCCGCAGCAACUGAAACCUUUCAUGACACCCGCUCCUAACGUUUACAAUCUGCCGCCUGUGGUGGGCACAGCGAAGGAGGGCAAUAAAAAGGCCGCGCCAGCUUUCACUAUGUUAGGUAGAGAGAAGCCACGCAAGCUAACAUGUUUCAUUUAUCCGGGACCCGGAGAUUAUGAAGAUAAAUCUGUUUGUAAACGAAAGUGUCCGCCUAAGUACACAAUGCGCCCACAAACUAAAGUACUUGAUGACAGCAUAAACAAACCCAGUCCAAAUGCUCAUUAUGCUGAGCUGUACCAUAAACAUAAGUCAGUCCCUGCCCCCUCUUUCUCUAUUCAUCAUUCACCGUGUCUUGGUAUACGUAAAGCUUAUCCAAUGCCUGACAGGAAAAAUCUAAUCAAAUGCAAUGUGUUGGAGUAA
Molecule: messenger RNA, 804 nt
Organism: Glossina fuscipes
Lineage: Eukaryota; Metazoa; Arthropoda; Insecta; Diptera; Glossinidae
Product: outer dense fiber protein 3-B-like
Exons: 3
Coding region: 1-804 (267 amino acids)
Cellular component (GO): cytoskeleton
Source: RefSeq, a predicted model, not a curated record